UAAAUACAUAUUUUUAAUAAAGUUCUGUCAGACGUUUUUUUAGUUAACGGCUUUCAUUUAACAUUGCCGCUUUGUAAGCAAUCGAACAUUUAAGCCAAUUAUAAAUAUCACUGUGCAUUUCACAGAACUAUACUAUCUAUUUUCAUAGGUAGCAGCUCCACUAGCGACCCUUAAACUAAGGGAAGGUUUUUAAUGCGUAGUGGGUACCGUCGUAUUUCAAUAAUUUCUAUCCGGUCCGUUAAGCCUUUACUGAAAUGCAGUUUUGGCUGACCAAUGAAAAUUCACAAUUUAACUGCAGCAAUAUUGGUUGCACUUGCCAUCUCGUUCUUAUGCACUGUAAAAUCGCAUUGUUUCUCUCGAACCACUGGUUAGGUCGUUUCGCCAAUAAACGAUCAGCAAGCCAGAACGAACGAGACUUCGAAAGAGUGAGUCGUGUGCGAGCGAUCAUUCAUUGCUCGCUCGUUAAGUUGUCGGCACUUGGCUUGGCGGCUGGUCGCGCGCUGUCCGUAGUUGUACGCCUGCGAUCGUAAUCAACUCUCUUAUCGCGCGUCUUACCGCAAAUACAAUAAAUUCUAACUAAAUAUUCGAAUUAUACGUCAACAUGAGACACACCGAGUCUUAAUAAUACAUUGAGACACAAUCACACAGACCGUAAUUUUAAAAUGUUACACAAAAUCCGAGUUCUUUGAGUUGGUUUUAAGAUAAAUCUUUCGGUGUUUCGAUCUCACUAUUUUCUUAUGACAGACAAUCAAACAAGAACGUUGUGUUUAGUUUAAGUUAAGUUCGUAAUAGAAUAAUAUGCAACAAUGUGGUUUCUGCUCAAUGAUUUCUGGUCUCCUACGCCGAGCAAUGUGCGUUGGGAGUCAACGCGGUAGCAGUGACUCCUAUUACCGUGAGCUUGGGGACCAGGACACACUGUCUGUCUUGUUUCAGAAAAUCGAGGACAAGUCUUCCGAUUUUUCAGAUGAUGCCGAGGAGGAGACCAGCAUGUGCAAUGGCCGUCGUGAGGAGGCUAGCCCGGCGUCGUCCCGAGGACACGCCGCCGGCCACAUUGAAACACAAAUAGAUGUAAUUAUAGAACCAGUUAAGAUACCGGAGGAAAAAUUCCCGGAAUUAGAAAAUAUGAAGCCAAGGAACCUGAGCGCGAGCCGGUUCCUGACGAUGCAGAGGCGGCGCAAGCGGCGCCUGCUGACGCGCACGCUCAACAAGGAGCACGCGCUGCUGGACGACCUGUCCGCCGGCCAGGUGCAGUGCAUCCUGAAUCAGUCUGUACAUUGGCACUUCAAUGCGUUCACGCUUGAAAAUGUAUCAGGGGGGAGGUGUUUGCCUGUGCUGUGCAUCCACCUGUUCCAGCUGUACGGCCUCCUGUCGCACUUCAAGCUGGACGCGGCGAAGGCCUGGAAGCUGUUCACAUUGAUCGAGGAGGGCUACAUCAGCACCAACCCCUACCACAACUCGAUACACGCGGCCGACGUCACGCAAGCCAUGCACUGCUUCCUGCAGCAGAAACAGAUCCGUGACCACUUGACCCCGCUGGAGAUAAUGGCGUCGCUGCUGGCUGCCAUAGCCCACGACAUGGACCAUCCCGGCGUGAACCAGCCCUUCCUGAUCGCCACGUCCAAUCAUCUCGCUGCUUUAUACCGGAACACAUCGGUGCUCGAGAACCACCACUGGCGAUCCGCUAUGAGCUGCCUCAUCGAGAGCGGGAUCCUCGACCAGAUGCCGUCGGGGCGCACCACGCUGGAGAACCAGAUCAGCUCCCUGAUCCUGGCCACUGACAUCACACGCCAGCAGGAGUACCUGAGCCGGUUCAAACGUCACCUCGACACCAACACCUUGGAUAUGAAGAACAGCGAGCACAGGCAGUUGGUUCUCCAGAUUGCGUUGAAAUGCGCCGACAUCUCGAACCCCUGCCGUCCGUGGGAGAUCAGCAAGAAAUGGAGCCUUAAGGUCUGUGAGGAGUUCUUCCGCCAGGGAGACUACGAGAGGCAGCUCAACCUGCCCGUCACAGCGCUCUGCGACAGGCACAACACAUCUAUACCCAAGAUUCAAACAGGUUUCUUCAAGUUCGUGGUGACGCCUCUGAUCUCAGAAUGGCACAGAUUCUUGCACAAUGAUCUAUCGACACAGAUGCUAAACAAUCUCGUAUACAACCAACAUAAGUGGGAGGCAAUGAUACAUGACGAGGUGAACGAGGAGACUCGCACUGAGAUAUCAGACGCAGAUAUGGUCGAAGAUGACAUCGAGACGUUGUCGGGAACUAACAUGUCUGAUAGCUCGGAGCUCUUGCUGCCCCCGCGUAGAAGUUCCCAGCCCAGCAAGCAAAACUCGUUCAAAGAGCAACUCAGACGGUUCUCGGUGCCGCUGAAUGUAUUCCAAGAUAGUAAAUUCAAGAAUAAAGCUCGCGCCUCUUCCUUGGCGGAACCGCGCACCCGCGGCCACGGCAGCCGCACAAGCAGCGAGCACUCCAUACACUCACAGCUCAGUGCUCGUGCGCAAGGUGAAAGUGCAGCUGAACCCGCCGAAAAGGUUCUUAGCUCAGAAAAUCUGCUGCCUGAAUCCACCAUAGCAUCUAUAACCACACCAGUACAAGCUACACUUCUCAACACAGUCAUUAAGGACGGCAGCUGGAAACUCGUCCGGCAACAGACGUUCCCUCCUCUGGAGACGAAGUCUCGAGAACAUUCUCUUGCCACUCGGCCGAUGUUCACAAGCAAUGAGGAUGCUAUUAACUUAUCACGAUUCAGACCCGACUUCUUAAGGCUUGAUUCAGGACCAGGCAAAAAAGAUCCUAAAUUUAGCAACCUUUACGUGAGAGAUACCGAAAAGACUGAAACUGACGAUGCUUGUCGAUCUAAUGUAGAAACUGCGACACCGCCGCAGAACUUAGAAAAGGAAAACAAAGAACCAAAGCCGAGCCGUAAAGAGUCGAGCACAGUAGGAAGUCAAUUGCGUGAUAACUUGACGUCUAUGCCAUUGGGACUUGAUUCAGACCCGCUGCUGCGAAGACGUAAAUCCAUGCCCACAGAUGUACUUGCCUUCAGUGAGUCACUAUCUCCCAAAGAGAAGAAGAUGCGUGAAGUGCCAACGGCUCUGCCCCAGUUCCUUCGCCGCACUAUGUCCGGGAAGGAGGCUUGGACCAGGCGACGUGGAUCCGCUCCGUCGCCAGUGGCGCCAUCAGAGCUGCGAGGACUCGCUGCUCUGGGCUCUAUGCGACACAGCGUGAACGGGGGCCGCAGGAAGCCCAGUCCCAUCGUGACGUGCCAACAAUGGCUAGCCAAGGCCACGUACAGUGUACAGGAGCGCACGCUCCAGCAGUUCCCUCGCCGAAGCUCACUGCCCGUUGAGGUGAUGACAGGUAUUUCAUCACACUGACUCCGCUGAAUCUAAAUAGUGUUCGCUUGAGCCCCAAGGGGCUCACCCUAACGAACAAUGUGAGGACUUAUUUUUAACCGAAGCCGAUAUUAUGUAUGUGGACGAUAGUGUAGAGUCUGAACGAGACUAUUUCCCGUCUGAUGAUGAAGACGGUUUAGAGGACGAAGCCACUGGUUAUGACGACGGGCUGGCAGACCUGGCCGAGGCGGGAGCGCAUGACGAGGACCAGGCCAGCGGCCUGCCCUCGCCCAGCGAACCCCGGGAACCCUCCCACUAAACAACUCUUGAUCAACUCUCAAAAGUGACUGUAGCUUUAACAUUAAGUAUGUAUAUAUCAGUAAUAUUAUUAUCCACGAGCAGGGAACAUAAGGUGCUU
Molecule: messenger RNA, 3751 nt
Organism: Trichoplusia ni (cabbage looper)
Lineage: Eukaryota; Metazoa; Arthropoda; Insecta; Lepidoptera; Noctuidae
Exons: 13
Coding region: 799-3375 (858 amino acids)
Molecular function (GO): 3',5'-cyclic-AMP phosphodiesterase activity
Source: RefSeq, a predicted model, not a curated record